Molecule: messenger RNA, 1218 nt
Organism: Limanda limanda (common dab)
Lineage: Eukaryota; Metazoa; Chordata; Actinopteri; Pleuronectiformes; Pleuronectidae
Gene: pts
Product: 6-pyruvoyltetrahydropterin synthase
Exons: 6
Coding region: 86-532 (148 amino acids)
Biological process (GO): tetrahydrobiopterin biosynthetic process
Cellular component (GO): mitochondrion
Molecular function (GO): 6-pyruvoyltetrahydropterin synthase activity
Source: RefSeq, a predicted model, not a curated record
AGUCAUAAGGAGGGCUGGAUUGCCUUUAUCUGCUCCCAGUCUCUGCCCUUUCUCCUCCUUCUCUUCCUCUCUCCUGCUGCUGACCAUGGCCGGAUCCGUCACCAGCGACAGCUCCGCGGAGCGUGUGGGAUACAUCACCCGCAUCCAGAGCUUCAGCGCCUGCCACCGGCUCCACAGCAUCCACCUGAGUGACGAAGAGAAUAAAAAAGUCUAUGGAAAGUGCAACAACCCUCAUGGUCAUGGACACAACUACAAAGUGGAGGUUACGGUGCGGGGAAAGAUUGAUCGUGUCACCGGCAUGGUCAUGAACCUGACUGACUUAAAGAGAUGCAUUGAGGACGUCAUCAUGACUCCACUGGACCAUAAAAACCUGGACAAGGACGUUCCAUACUUUGCCAGCAUUGUCAGCACCACUGAGAACGUGGCUGUUUACAUUUGGGACAACAUGGUGAAGGCUCUGCUGCCCAACCUGCUCUACGAGAUCAAGAUCCACGAGACAGAUAAGAACAUUGUCGUGUAUCGAGGAGAAUAGACGUCUGAGUGGAGACCUAAUGUGAUGAUUGUCUACAAGUGCCAUUAAUGACUGCUUUUUGAACAGAUUCCGGUUUGUAAGGCUGAUUCCGGUUUAUUGUGAUGAGUGGUGGAUGAUAGUGAUAAUCUUGCACUUUACACACACUGUAGCAAAUCCAAAUGUUACUGAAUUUGUAUUCUUGUUAAAGUGGAUUCUCAACCUUCCUUGCUCAUGACCCCGUACUAUACAGCAGUGUCCCAACACACAAAGUGCAUUUGUCUACUGGUUGUGACCAAAGAUCAUUUAAUUGAUCAUUGUACACAAUUCAUAUUAAUGAGGAACAUUAUGGAGAUAAAGAAAUAUUAAACAUUAAUGAUGAAUGCAAACUGUAGCUGAGCAAGUUAUUAAAAACAUUUUCAUGCAUCGGAUUUUUAAUACAUAAUUUCAAUUAUCACCACAAUGUUGAAUUCUGAUAUGAACAACUAAACUUUUCUAACCCUUUACAAAAUGUCAUGGAAAUCAGUUCAGUAGUUUUUGCCUAAUUCUGCUGACUAACUAUAGUGAAGUAACACUGACACUUAGCCACACACUGACAUCUAGUGGAACCAAACUGUACUCAGGUUAUUGCAUUGAGCCCGCCUGUGAAGCAGUGAUGACCAGUGCUGAAAUGGUUUCUUAUAAUAAAAAUUCAAUAAAUAAAAAAUGUA